CGCCUGUUGCUCGUGUACAAGGAAAAUUCUUGGACUGAGGAAUUUGCGAAUAGCGCUGGCUAACGGCAAUUUAUAACAUGAGUUUAUGCGAAGCUCGUGUUAACAACUGCGAAAAAUGCCACGUCUGAACAAUGCUCCAACAAACGGAACAAGCUAAUAUGCGGACAUUAGCCGCAGAUGCCGAGUAAACGCUGUUUGGACGAACAAUGGCAGGUUUGAGUGGAGCUGUGUGCGAGAAGUGACGAGUCUCUCAUUAACAAUAGGCAGACAGAACUAACCAUGUUUCUCCGAGCGCCUUCGUGGCUGCUGCUUUUCUAUCUGGAUGUGAUCACACAUGUUCUCCCCGGGGCUCAAGCGGCCUCCGCACCCAGUGCUGCCCUAACUUUAGUCUGGGGCCCCGGGCUGGAGCCGGACAUCGUCCUCCCAGCCCGGUUCUUUUACAUCCAGGCGGUGGACAGCUCUGGGAAAAAUUUAACAAAGUCACCGGGUGAGAAGACCUUUGAUGUGAAGAUCGACUCGCCAGUGGAGCGGUUCACCAGAAUUUGGAUCCAGGUACUGGAUCGCAAGGACGGGUCGUUCCUGGUUCGCUACAGAAUGUACGCCACCUACAGGGACCUCCACGUUCACAUUCUGCUCAGGGACAAGCAUGUGGCCAAGUCACCGUACAUUCUGAAAGGACAUGUGUACCAUGAGGGCUGUGACUGUCCUCAGCCCAGUGGUUCUGAGUGGGAGGCCCACAUGCAUUGCCCUCAGUCAUUUCCACAGAUAGACUCGGACUUAUCUCUUUUUACUAGUGUCGACCUGGAUCGUAAUGCUAAGGAGAUUCCUCAACGCUUUGGACAGAGGCAAAGUCUCUGCCAUUAUACCAUCGUAGACAACAAGGUGUAUGUUAAAACAUUUGGGGAACAUGUGGGUUUUAGAAUCUUUAUGGAUGCCCUCCUCCUUUCACUCACAAGAAAGGUUAAGCUCCCAGAUAUGGAGUUUUUUGUUAAUUUGGGUGACUGGCCAUUGGAGAAGAGGAAACCCAGUGAAAAGAAUCAUCCUAUCUUUUCGUGGUGUGGCUCGAACAACACCAGAGACAUUGUCAUGCCCACUUAUGACCUCACCGAAUCGGUUCUGGAGACAAUGGGAAGAGUCAGCCUGGACAUGAUGUCAGUUCAGGCCAACACGGGGCCACCGUGGUCCGAGAAGAACGCUACAGCCUUCUGGAGGGGACGGGACAGUCGCCAGGAGCGACUAGACCUGGUCAAGCUGUCACGAGCUCACCCCAACACGAUAGAUGCCGCUUUCACCAACUUCUUCUUUUUCAAACACGACGAGAGCCUGUAUGGGCCGCUGGUCAAACAUGUCUCCUUCUUUGACUUUUUCAAGUACAAGUACCAGAUCAACAUCGACGGCACUGUGGCGGCGUAUCGACUGCCCUACCUGUUGGCAGGGGACAGUGUGGUCUUUAAGCAGGAUUCUGCCUACUACGAGCACUUUUACAAUGAGCUCCGCGCGUGGGAGCACUACAUCCCAAUAAGAGCAGACCUGGGGGACCUGCUGGAAAAGGUCCAGUGGGCUCGCGACCACGAUGGAGAGGCCAAGAAAAUUGCACUGGCGGGUCAGCAGUUUGCCCGCAACCACCUCAUGGGAGACAACAUAUUUUGUUACUAUUACCAACUUUUCAAGGGGUAUGCCAAACUCCAGGUCAGUGAGCCCGUGGUUCGUAAGGGCAUGGAGCUUGUGGAGCAGCCCACUGAUGACCUGUUUCCAUGUUCCUGCCACAGGUCGAGGACAAAGGAUGAGCUUUGAUUGACUCGUCAUCCAUAUACAAAAGAGUCUUUCAUUACAAGUGCCAAAAGUGCCAAAAAACGUUGAAUGAAUAAAUUGGAUGUCAUGUUCAAAAUAAAUGUAUUUUUUGUAUGACAGGAA
Messenger RNA from Betta splendens (Siamese fighting fish), 1914 nucleotides. RefSeq names its product protein O-glucosyltransferase 2 (gene poglut2). NCBI's taxonomy places the organism in Eukaryota, Metazoa, Chordata, Actinopteri, Anabantiformes, Osphronemidae. Gene Ontology annotation, cellular component: endomembrane system. Gene Ontology annotation, molecular function: glucosyltransferase activity; protein binding. The record is from RefSeq and is a predicted model, not a curated record. The transcript has 10 exons. The coding region runs from base 280 to 1794 and encodes 504 amino acids.